AUGAAAUUUAAGAUGACUGACAGACAUGAGUGAAAUAAAAAGCGUUUCAGGCAAUAAUAUUUUCAACUUCUGCACUGUACAUAAACUUUCUUCUUCUUUUGUUAGCGAGUGCUAAUAAUUACAUAUUGGUAUUAUUAUUUAACGACACGACUACAAAGUCAACACAACAAUGGAUCUCGAAGAUAAUAUUUUAGGAUUGACCCCUGAACAAACUGAUAAAAUAUUACAAUUCCAAGAUCUUACUGGAAUAGAAGACAUGUCGAUAUGCAGGGACGUUCUUCAGAGGCAUCAAUGGGAUUUAGAGGUGGCUAUCCAGGAACAGUUGAAUAUAAGAGAAGGUCGUCCGUCUGUAUUUGCAACAGAAGCCCGAGCACCCCCUGUAGUCCAUGACCACAUAGCACAGCAAGUGUUCACAGACGACCCCCCGGAGGGUCCAGGCGGGAUGCGGGGGCUCCUGAACUAUGUUGUAAACUUAGUGGUCUCAAUGUGCUAUAGCACAGUUACGUCUGUAAUAAAUUUGUUGUUAAGUUUUGUCCGUACUGAUGAGAGGAGAUUGGUAACAGAUCCAUUAGGGGAUGUUAUGGGCUUUAUAAAUAGCUACACAACUAAGUACAAUGCUCACCCGGUGUUCUACCAGGGAACCUACGCACAGGCACUGAAUGAUGCCAAGAAUGAGCUGAGAUUCCUCAUUGUAUACUUACACUCUGAUUCAGCAACUGAGACACAGAACUUCUGCAGAACAACAUUAGCAGAUCCUGAAGUGAUCCAGUACAUAAACACAAAUGCCCUCUUCUGGGGCUGUUCUGUGGACACAGCAGAAGGCUGGCGGGUGGCGCAGUCGGCCGGGGGCCGCAGGUAUCCGCUACUCUGUGUGGUGUGUGUGCGGGAACACCGCAUGACUGUGGUCGCCCGCAGUGAAGGCUGCUGUUCUCCACAGCAGUUGCUGUCGCGACUGAGGCGGGUUGUCUCUGAUAAUGAGCCACAUUUAGCUGCAGCUAGGGCUGACAGAGUGGAACGAGAAGUGAACCAGCGUCUCAGACAGCAGCAAGACGAGGCGUACGCGGAGUCCCUUGCCGCCGACCAGGAGAAGGAGCGGCAGCGCGCGGCGGCGCGGGAUGCGCAGGCGCAGCGGGAGCGGACCGAGUCGCAGCGGAGACAGGAGGAGGAGGAUAGGAAACAGGAGCUGCUCGAGGCGCGCGCGGCGAUGGCGGCGCGGCUGCCCCCCGAACCCUCGGACCCGGUGACCAGCGUGAUGCUGCUGAUCCGGCUGCCGGGCGGAGAGCGACUGACUCGACGGUUUGGACUCGACCAGAGCACUUCGGACUUAUACGACUUUGUGUUCAGCCACCCGCAGUCCCCGGAAGAGUUUGAGAUCACGACCAACUUCCCGAAGCGGGUCGUGGAGCGAGACAUCAAGAACCUGACCGAGGCCGGCCUGAAGGACCGAGACGUGUUGUUUGUGAACGACGUCAACGCGUAAUUACUGACCCAGUGUGUUGGUAGUUGGCUCAGGGGGAUGCUGGUGAUGCUGUAGUGUGUAUUGUGUAACCAACUUAUCUUAAUCGGGGAUAAGUUAAUAACUAUAAUGGUGAUAUUUUUCUCUCAUCACUAGCUAUUAUAUCCGAAUUUCCAUUCUACAUCAGUUUUUCGUGUUUGGGCUGCGCUUUAACAUAAGUAAUUUCCUCACUAUUAUUGGUAAUUUAAUACCCUUGUUACACCUACCGAGUUGAGUGGUAAGACAGUAUUCUCGGCUGAGCACUCGGUCAAUUGCUAGCCGUUCGUUGGUCGAGGAUCGGCCGAUACUGUCUUACCACAGUAGGUGCAACAAGGGUAUAACAUGCUAUCACAUGAAACGCGCUACGUUUAGAAGGAUGCACAGUUAUGAAAAUCUACAAUAGAAAUUAUUUGUCUACGGUGGAAUUGAUAAGUUGGUUUCGUUAUACAUACAUAUAUUAUAAGAUGCAUAUUUGUUCAUGGGCUACGCAUGGUAUGGCGCAACAGAUUCGGAUGUCUAUGUAAAGCAAUAAAAAUAUUCAUAUCUACAAGGGUGGUAUUUCGAUGUCUCGUCUUUUCUUGUGAAAAUAUGUAUGGUUUGGAUACUUGGGCCAGGAAUGUCUGCCGUUUUAAUAUUUUAUCUGUAGAUCGUUGCGUUGCCCAUGAAAAUACCAUUCGGCGGGAGAUAAUAGAUCGGAGGUUUUAACUUGUAAGUUACACAAAAACAUACUUACAUAGUUAUUUUUCAUUAAGUUCUUCAGUUAUUUUGAUCCUAUCAAAUAAUUCAGUUUACUACUAAAC
This is a messenger RNA of Plutella xylostella (diamondback moth), 2295 nucleotides long. Lineage: Eukaryota; Metazoa; Arthropoda; Insecta; Lepidoptera; Plutellidae. The record is from RefSeq and is a predicted model, not a curated record.